CAAGAAGUCCGGCUUGCAGUGAGGCUGAACGGCUAUGUUUCGUUCCGCCUCUCAACUGCACUGAGAGAUCAGAUUCAGCGAUGGCUCUGCUUCUACUCCUGAUCAUUGCUACGACCUGUGCUGGUAAGCCACCCAAAUGGCCUGCAUGCACGGCGAGUGAGGCAGCCGAAUCGAUUUGCACCCACAAUCUGUGUCUUGUGUCCUGUCUGUAGACGCCCGCAGCAAGAAGGAACGUUGGCAUUAUUCAUCAAGACACAAGGGGAUUCUUACGGCACCGUCCAAAGCAGAUGACCCCCUGAUGGAUGCCACUCUUGUCGAGCAGCAAAUGAAAAGCCGAGGGCUAUACGAGCAACAGAUUCGGCCCGACCCCACCACAGGCGUGCCCCAUGUCGUAUGGACGUUUUGGUUUGGCAAGCCCAUGGUCGGCAAGCGGCUCGAGAGCUUCCGCAUGAUCCAGGAGAACAUCGGGGUGCCUGUGAUGCUUGUGACGGAGACGAACCUGCCGCUGUGUAACUUAUCUCACUUCCCCAUCCACUCGGCUUUCCCCUACCUGUCGGGCCUUCACAAGAGCGACUACCUCAGAUCCUACUUCAUGCACUUUUUUGGUGGUACGGAGAAGGAGAAAAAUGAUUUAUCAUUUCGUUGGUGGCUUGAUGUUCUCCUGCAGGCGGCUACCACGACAUCAAGCCCGAGACGCACUCAUGGGCUGACAAAUUCAACGAGCUCCACGACUCGAACGUCUGGCUGUAUGGCGUUGCUGAGACAAAGGGUGGUGUAGCUUGCGAUGAAGGCUUCUGCGUGAAAGAGCUGUGCACCACCACACCCGCGUCAUGGUGCUCUCAAAACAACUGCUGCCGCACUCUCACGAACGACGAAUAUGCGAAACUGGUCGUGAACUGCGAAUGGAUUAUGCGCCCUCGAACUGAGAUGACUCGCAUCUGGAUCGAGGCCGUCAAGAACGACCUCGAUCAGCAAAUCGACAAUCUCAAAGCCCAUCCAGCUCCCUUUCCGAGAUGCUGCCAGCACGGAGAGAACAACUACCCUUUGGCUUGGGCGCAAUUACAGGGCCAGAAGUUCCACCCGCUGCAGUACAAAUUCCUGAAGCACAUCAAACAAGGUGAGUGACUGGGCCUUCCCGCUGGAUUGUCUGAUCCCUUCUCGUCUCUCUCUACCACUCUUCAUUGUAGGUCUUCUUCCCUGGGAAAAAGGCGGAGAAUAUUUUGGUGAGAAUGAGUACGUUGCCGAGAAUGUCUCUAGAUCGAUGUGAUGUAUUCCACGUGACAUAGCGAGGGCGUGAUGCAUCCGGUCUCAUGUGUGUGUCUCUGAAUUGCUGCUCGAAUGGGGGUGGGAUGGCUUCGACGGGGCAUGAUGAGUGAGACGUAACACGAGAUGGUGCAUCAGUGGCCAGUCAGGUGUACAUGUCUGUCCAGCAGACCUGAUAUGCAUGCACGCAGACACUCUGUCUCGAUUCUGACCUGGUACGGUGGCUGUCUGAACAGUGAAAC
Messenger RNA from Vitrella brassicaformis, 1505 nucleotides. The record is from the annotation of a GenBank genome assembly. NCBI's taxonomy places the organism in Eukaryota, Vitrellaceae.